ACUUCCUCCGGUGGUCACCAUGGCGGCGGUUCCCGGUGUGUGCAAGCCGAAGACAAAGCGGGCAAAGAGGUUUCUUGAGAAACGAGAUCCCAAGAUCAUUGAAAAUACAAAGAAUGCCAUGCUCAUCAAAGGUGGCAAUACCAGUGAAACCGUGACUCAGGCUCUCAGGGACAUUUAUUCUUUAAAGAAACCAAAUGCAGUUCUUUAUAAAAAGAAAAAUAUUACUCGACCCUUUGAAGAUCAAACGUCGGUGGAAUUUUUUUCAAAGAAGUCUGAUUGUUCUUUAUUUAUGUUUGGUUCUCACAAUAAGAAGCGACCGCACAACUUGAUAAUAGGCCGUAUGUUUGAUUACCAUGUCCUGGAUAUGGUUGAGCUCGGAAUUGAAAAGUUUGAAAGUUUGAGAGAUUUUAAGAACAGCAAAUCUGCAGAAGGAUCCAAGCCUAUGUUGAUUUUUGCAGGAGAUGCCUUUGAAAUUGAUAAUGAUCUUAAAAGGGUAAAAAAUCUCUUUAUUGAUUUCUUUCGAGGACCCACAGUACCAAAAAUUCGUUUAGCAGGCCUGGAAAUUGUUCUACAUUUCACGGCUUUUGCUGGAAAGAUCUUCUUGCGAAGCUAUAAGGUAUUGCUGAAGAAAUCUGGCUGCAGAAUACCUAGGAUAGAACUGGAAGAAAUGGGGCCUUCCUUUAAUUUUAUACUAAGGAGAACACACUUUGCAUCUGAUGACCUCUACAAAAAGUCUCUUAAACAGCCAAAAGCUCUUAAGGCGAAGAAGAAGAAGAAUAUUUCCCAAGAUGUAUUUGGGACAACAUAUGGUCGAAUCCAUAUGGAGAAGCAGGACCUUAGUAAACUGCAGACGAGAAAAAUGAAAGGGCUGAAGAAGAGGAAAGCAGGGAAGAAUGUCAUAGCUGAUGAGUCAGAGAGCAGCCCAAAGAAGAUGAAAGUGUAGUUAGAUAGGAUACUCCACCUCUAUUUUCAAGUGAUUGAAAACAACUGAAUCUCUGGCACCAGCAAGCACAGAUCAGAUGUGGUGGUCAAAUAAAUGAACCUCCAGACUUUU
Messenger RNA from Hemiscyllium ocellatum (epaulette shark), 1054 nucleotides. It is a transcript of the gene rpf2, whose product is annotated as ribosome production factor 2 homolog. Gene Ontology annotation, biological process: maturation of LSU-rRNA from tricistronic rRNA transcript (SSU-rRNA, 5.8S rRNA, LSU-rRNA); ribosomal large subunit assembly. Gene Ontology annotation, molecular function: rRNA binding. Gene Ontology annotation, cellular component: nucleolus. Lineage: Eukaryota; Metazoa; Chordata; Chondrichthyes; Orectolobiformes; Hemiscylliidae. The transcript is spliced from 10 exons. The record is from RefSeq and is a predicted model, not a curated record. Bases 20 to 943 code for a protein of 307 amino acids.